Molecule: messenger RNA, 3144 nt
Organism: Silurus meridionalis
Lineage: Eukaryota; Metazoa; Chordata; Actinopteri; Siluriformes; Siluridae
Product: NHS-like protein 2
Exons: 4
Coding region: 454-2661 (735 amino acids)
Biological process (GO): cell differentiation
Source: RefSeq, a predicted model, not a curated record
CUUUCCUCACAAACUCAGUGUGGAAGCAAGUAGCCCACAUCAUAUCGUCAUGGAAACAGUAUGCGAGUGUUAGCAAGAGGGACUUAGGAACGAGAGAGGAACGAGGGAGGAAUGAGAGAGAGAGAGAGAGAGAGAGAGGAUGGAGAGGGAGAGGGAGAGGGACAGAGAACAAGUAGGAACUGCAUUAGAAAAUAAGCAGAGUCUCCAGAGCCGUCUGAAAGCAUCAAAACUAUUGGCACCCCAUCUAAUCUCUUGGCCCUUCAAGCAACUGUUUAAUAACUUCUGAGGAAUAUUUGCUGCACCAGACCAACUCUCACUGCUGCAGGGUGUGGAAUUCUCACAAUGUCCUCAAAGUCCAAGGAACUGAUAGAAUCUCUUUUGCUCUAAGAAAUAACAGUUCUGACACACUCGUUCCACCUAAAAGGCGAAGUGAAAGUCUGCUGUGGAAGAACUAUGGAGCACACGACUUUGUUUUGUCCAUCUCAGACUUGGAAAGGCCCGAAUGUUUCAACGUUUUCAUCUGAGUGGGAUGAUUCGCUGAACUCCUACCUGCUGGCACCUGAUGUGAUUAAACCUCCUCCACAAUUCCAAGAUCCAGAGGAACCAUCCCAGGCCACACCUACCAACAUCACUGUCAAUAGAAGGAGAGAUAAAGACGGGACCAGGACAGGAGCCACACAGAAAGAGCGCAGGAGCAGACCUGUCAGUGACAUGGAACAUCACAGACGUUCAUUAUCACUUUCCACAGCCAUCACCUCUAACCCAGGUGCAACACGACGCCGGUGUGAAAGCUACGCUCUGUCGUACUCCAGCAGCAGCUCUGACGACAGCGGCAGUGACAGCACCUCAGUGAGGAGAGGAGAUCCUGAUGCAGUUCCUCAGCACAAGCCUCGCAGCAUUGUUUUGAGAAAAGCCAAAAGAAAACCGACUCCUCCAACACGGACAGUGUCGCUGCCCAGACUUACAGACGCGAAGCCUGCAGAGCGCAGGACUCAGAGUCUCUACAUCCCCAAUGAUCCUCAGAAUGCCAUGCUCCUUCCUGAUCUUAUUCCAUUAUCUAAACAAGAAUCUGCUGACUCUGGGAAGACCACACUCACUCCCGAAGUUCCAAGAGAAGUUCCAGCGAAUAACCGGACCCUCUUGAGUCACAGGCCACUAAAAGAUCUAAGGUCUAGUGAACCCUGCAAGUCCAGCACAAGCUCAUCUGUGGGAUUUCCUCUAAAUGAACCUGCAAAAGUCCCUCAUAAUUCUGACUGUAACAAUUCUCCUUCAUCUUCUCGCUCUUCUCCUUCUCAGCCUUCUAUCUCCUCCCCUACUAAACCACCCGGCUCAGCGUCGCCCUCCAGUGGAUACUCCAGUCAGUGUGAGACUCCCACUCAGUCCACUGCCAUUACAGCCGGUGCCUGCAGGAUGCGGCCCAAAGCUUCCAGUGCUGUUUCUAGCCAGCAGGUCCGAAACUCCAGAGCAAGAUUAUCUCUGCAGUUACCAGAGACACAAGCAGUUACCGUGACUCCAGAACCUUCUAUCGUCCUGCCAAAAGUCAACCGGCGUUACUCUGAUGCCUCACACUCGAAGCAGAGACUGAGUAACAGCAUGAUGAUGAUGCCUGUGGUGACGCAGGAAGACCUGAACAAGGUGCGCUUGCGUUCUGUCAGCAGCACAGACCUCGACACCACAGCUGUCAUCGAGGAAGAGAAUGAAAGAGAUGCAGGAUCUGUUGCUGUUCAGAACAGUCCAAAAAACAAACCUCCUGUAGCACCAAAACCCCCUGCGUCUAAAUGGCCACCUUGUGCAGUAGCAGUGACUAAUUCUAGCACAACUUCUGCUGCAGAUCCGACUGUGAGCGAUGGCACUUACACACACAGUGGCAUUUAUUCAACAGUAAACAAAGUUAAGCCCAAGGUUGCUCUUCCAUGGAAUGCUGAUAAAGACCAUAAGCAGCUGCCUCAAGAGCAUAUGAAGGACACGAGUCAUUUACAAUCGCAGUGUACGGAUUAUACGUGUCCACCGUCCUUUCAAUCUGCUGCUGACAUCAAACCAAGUGAACCCCAGAAAAAGAGAAGAGCACCUGCUCCUCCGGUUUCAAAGAGACCCAGUACAGUAUAUUUACCCUGUGAUGGCACGUCUUCACUGGAGAAACACCUCCAGCUUCCUGCAAAGCCAGAGACUUCUCAGUGUGAAUACCAUGUCACAGUGUACGGACUCAUUCCUACUUAUUCUCAAGGUGAUGAAAAAGUACCACCUGUUGUACCUGAAUAUGAAUUAUAUGAUAAAGAGGACGGAGAAGUGCCAGAAAUCAGCGAUCUUCAUUUGGUGAACGAAGAAGAUGAGGUUUUUCUCCACAAACCUUCUUCUCACACAACAGAGGACCUUUUCACUAUUAUUCACAGGUCAAAGAGGAAACUUCUGGGUCGUAAAGACUCUUUAGAUAACAAGCAAGGUGACUUUGGCACCCACACGCUCACUGGUGUUUCCAAAUCUACUUACCAGAACGACAACUUCAUGGCUCUUCUGAGAAGGACGAGAAGCGCCAAGGCCGGCUGCGGAAGUCGAAUUUCAGCCGCAGAGCUUCUGAGGAGCUCGAAACCCGCCGGUGGUGCCGGCGCGCCUGAGCUGACAGCUUACAAAAAACACAACAUGAUGCAAUCUCACGGCCCGUGAGCAUGUCGGUGUCAUCCAUGAUGUUUUGGCUAAAUAUCACAGUGUCACAGUUCCGCUCGUUUCCGCUUGUGAACAAUCUGCUUUGUAUAAAAAAUACUGCUGCUGUUUGGAAUUUUCAGAAAUGUAACAGUUUAGAAAUUGUUUCAUCUUUAAAACUAAAAACUUUCUUUGGAAACUAAAAAUUUAAGUUGUGUAAAAUGAGUCAAAUCUUUGUAUUCUGCGUAAUGAAAGAUCUGGCUUUAAAUGGUCUACAUGUAGUUAUCGUUUAUGUUCUAUCAGAUCUGUUCUUUACAGCCUGAGUGGAAUUUUGUGAAACAGCAAAAGUAAUGCUGUAUAUUAUUGACUGUUUUCAGAACAUAUCAUACUGUAGAUUUAUUCACAUAUUAAAUUUUUAUCUAUACGGGACAAUCGUUCGUCUGGUACACAAAAUCCAACAUUAUAACAAAAAAGUUGAUUGUGUUGACUGCAGUACAAUAUAAAUAA